UUCCCCACCGCAUAGAGAGAGAGAGAGAGAGAGAGAGAGAGAGAGAAAGGAACAACACAUGAUUGGCUAAUAUUAUCCAAGCAUGAGAGACACGCUUUUGUUGCAGGAUGUUGUUGGUUGAGGAGGUUGCUGUUAGAAGCCCCUCUCCCCAAUAAAACAUCGCCCAGACGCCCACACUACUGUUCUUAUUUCUUCAUCUUCAUCCUUUUUUCAUUUUAGGCACAUUUCAGCUAAGCAAUAUAUGUUAUGCAGUACAUAUUUUUUGGUCAAUUCUCUUGUAAAGUUUGAUUAAUCUCUCCAACAUAAGAGAUAUGCUAUAUUGGGAUUGCAGAUUUUGAUUCCUUGGAGGUAUAUCUGGAUAUGGGUAUUGGGAAUUCUUACUUUUUGAGCGAGAAUUUGGAAGUGGGUGUUGGAUAUUUUGAUUCCCCUGGGGUAUUUGAAAAAGGGUAUUGAGGAAUUUUUACUUUUGAGGGAAAAUUUGGAAGUGGGGAUAAUAAAUUGUGACUCUUUUGGUUUUGGGGUUAUGCAGAGGUGGAUAUCAGAGAUUAGGAUUCUUUGGGAGAUAUUAGCUAUUCUGCUAUUGGUUGUUGACAUAUAGGAUUUUGUUGAAAAGGAAUUUAAAGUUAUUUGUUGCAACAUGUAUGUUUGUUGGGUUUCUAGAAGUUAACGAGGACUUGUAAGUAAUCUAUAAACAAUCACAUCUUGGCCAUUUUUUUCUAAUGGGUAGUUUCAGAGUGGGUUGUUCUUCAUUUGUCCAAAAUAGAGUGCGUGUGUGCAUAACAAAAUAAGAACAGCAGCUCUCUCUCUCUCUCUCUCUCUCUCUCUCUCUCUCUCUCUCGCUAGGAACAAAGAUUUAGUGGGAUUCUGACCGUUACAACCAAUUCUUAUGUAUGUCUUUGAGAGGCUUUGUUUUGGGUUGUUAUUAGUUUGGUAGGUUUAAGUAAUUUUGCGAAGAGAUUUAAGGAUUGCUUUUUCACUUUUCCUUCAAAUUCUUUAUGUAAGCUCUCGGAUAGGUUAUGAUCAAUGUCAUUUGUAUAGUCCAUUUUUAAUGAUUGAGGACGGGAGCUAGGAAGAAAUCUCGCUUGUUUUAUUCCAUAAUUUUCGAGGGCCAUGAGGUUUCUUAGCAUUAUGGGGAAUUCAUUCGGAUGUUCGGCAUCCGGGGAGCGCUUAGUUUCGGCAGCAAGAGAUGGGGACCUUCAAGAAGCCAAGGAAUUAUUGGAAUAUAAUCCUCGUCUUGCAAGAUAUUCGACUUUUGGUGUUCGUAAUUCCCCUCUCCAUUACUCUGCAGCUCAGGGCCACCAUGAGAUAGUCUCUCUCUUGCUCGAGUCUGGAGUUGAUAUUAAUCUCAGGAACUAUCGUGGUCAGACUGCUUUGAUGCAAGCCUGUCAGCAUGGUCAUUGGGAAGUCGUUCAGAUUCUGGUUGUUUUUGGAGCCAAUAUUCACAAAGCGGAUUAUCUGAAUGGGGGUACUGCUCUCCACUUAGCUGCUUUGAAUGGUCAUUCUCGGUGCAUUCGUCUCCUCCUUGCAGAUUACAUACCUAGCAUCCCCAAUAUCUGGAAUAUAUUACAGAAAAGAUCAGGCGGUGAAGAAUCAACCUUAGAAUUUGAUGAGGGUGCUCUCUGUCAGGUAAUUAAUAAGCCUGCUGAUGGAGGCAUCACUGCUCUCCACAUGGCAGCUCUGAAUGGGCAUGUUGAGAGUGUGCAAUUGCUCUUGGACUUGGGGGCUUCUCUUUCUGAGAUCACUGAGGAGGAUGGAACCACUAUUGAUCUAAUAGGUGCUGGAAGCACAGCUCUUCAUUAUGCAGCAUGCGGUGGAAAUGCACAAUGUUGUCAAAUUUUAAUUACCAAGGGUGCCAGUUUGACUGCUGAAAAUGGAAAUGGAUGGACUCCCUUGAUGGUUGCACGUUCAUGGCAUAGAACUUGGCUUGAGGAAAUCCUUAGCGCAGAGCCAGAAUGCCUGGUCCAAGUUCUUCCUUCACCACAUCUAUCUCUUCCCCUUAUGAGCAUUUUCAGAAUUGCUAGAGAAUGUGGAUGGAGGACUAGUGAAUCUUUACCCACUUGUCAAGAUCCAUGUGUCGUCUGUUUGGAAAGAAAGUGCUCAGUAGCUGCAGAAGGUUGUGAUCAUGAGUUCUGCACCCGGUGUGCCUUGUACCUUUGUUCUACAAACUGCACCUCAACUGUUGCUAAUGGUCCCCCGGGCUCAAUAGCGUGUCCUCUCUGCCGGCAUGGCAUAGUUUCAUUUGUCAAGCUUCCUGCAACUAGACCAGUUGUCAAGGAGAUCGCCAGAACAAGUUUGUCUCUAUCAUUUUGCACGUGUACAGGGGAAGAACCAGAGCCCUCUUCACUAGAAACCCCAUUUUGCAAGCGCGAGCUUCGUUGCUCCCGAAUUUCCCCUCUAGGAUCUUCUUUACGCUCCCUGAGCUUCCGUAGAUUCCCAUCGAUGAAAAUCAACUAUAGUCUUUGCAAGGAAGUUCCUGACGUUUGUCGUUCUUUAGUUCCCUGUACUUUAAACCGAAACUUGCGGAGUCACUUGACUAAAUGCUCAAAAUCAGGCUUUCAGCGAUCAUCUUCUGCAGGCCGAAGGUCAUGGAUUUCUGCUCUAAAUCAAUAUGAGACUGCUGGUGGUGGAUGCUGAAAGUUUUCCCCCUUUCUGCUUGUCCAUACAUAAGAAUCAAGUUCCCUUUUUAUAAUGAUGAUUGGGUUUGUAAAUAUUAAUAAACGUCAUUUACCAGCCAUAGAAGGAAUGUUGAACUCUUUAUACAACGUUUCAUAAUGUGUCAAACUCAUGUACAUAUCCUCUCCCUGUCUUGUUGGCAGGGUGAUGGAAUACAAAAAUGAACUUGCGAAUCUCAGAAACUGUUUUGUGCA
Messenger RNA from Alnus glutinosa, 2867 nucleotides. RefSeq names its product probable E3 ubiquitin-protein ligase XBOS32. The transcript is spliced from 10 exons. The record is from RefSeq and is a predicted model, not a curated record. Lineage: Eukaryota; Viridiplantae; Streptophyta; Magnoliopsida; Fagales; Betulaceae. The coding region runs from base 1111 to 2634 and encodes 507 amino acids. Gene Ontology annotation, molecular function: protein binding.